UUUAUCCUUAUUGCUAGAGCAACAGUGGUGUGGUGUUGUAGUAUACCACAUUGCUGGAAUUAAAAUAUUUAUUGCUUGUCUUUUGAAGAGUUUUAAGAUUGCUCUCUUUGAAUUACAUCAAAGUGAUUGAGCAAUUAUAAAAUGGUACAAACCAUGAUCAGAAAUUUACGGGCGAGCAGGUUACUUAACCUUAUUCGUCAAAAGCAAUACAACAGACAAUUUCAUUUCACAAUAAAAGGGCGGCAAACUGCUGGAGCUUCUACAACUCAGAUAUCACAUGACUAUCCUGUUGUUGAUCAUACAUACGAUGCUGUUGUUGUUGGAGCUGGUGGCGCUGGUCUCAGGGCAGCAUUUGGACUUGUUCAGGAAGGUUUCAAAACUGCUUGUAUCUCUAAAUUAUUCCCUACUAGGUCACAUACAGUUGCUGCACAGGGUGGCAUUAAUGCUGCUUUGGGGAAUAUGGAACCUGAUGACUGGAAAUGGCACAUGUAUGAUACUGUCAAAGGAUCUGACUGGCUUGGAGAUCAAGAUGCUAUACAUUACAUGACUCGUGAAGCACCUCAAGCUGUUAUUGAGCUUGAAAAUUAUGGCAUGCCAUUCAGUCGUACACAAGAUGGUAAAAUUUAUCAACGGGCAUUUGGUGGACAGUCAUAUAAUUUUGGCAAAGGAGGGCAAGCUCACAGAUGCUGUUGUGUUGCUGACAGAACAGGACAUUCGCUUCUUCACACUCUGUAUGGUCAGUCUCUGCGAUAUGACUGCAACUUCUUCAUCGAAUAUUUUGCUUUAGAUUUAUUGAUGGAAAAUGGGGCUUGCAAGGGUGUCAUAGCUCUUUGUCUUGAGGAUGGUUCUUUACACAGGUUUAGAGCAAAAAAUACUGUUUUAGCUACAGGAGGGUAUGGCAGAGCCUACUUUUCUUGUACUUCUGCCCAUACAUCUACUGGCGAUGGCAUGGCUUUAGUAGCUCGGGCUGGAUUACCAAAUCAAGAUAUGGAAUUUGUACAGUUUCAUCCUACUGGAAUUUAUGGAGCUGGAUGUCUUAUAACUGAAGGUUGUCGUGGUGAGGGUGGUUACCUGAUUAAUAGUGAAGGUGAGAGAUUCAUGGAGAGGUAUGCACCUGUGGCUAAAGAUUUGGCUUCAAGAGAUGUUGUUUCUCGUGCAAUGACAAUUGAAAUCAGAGAAGGAAGGGGUUGUGGGCCUGAGAAGGAUCACGUUUAUCUGCAGCUUCAUCACUUACCUCCAGAGCAGUUAGCUACUCGUUUGCCAGGAAUAUCUGAAACAGCAAUGAUUUUUGCUGGAGUUGAUGUUAAUAAAGAGCCUAUUCCAGUCCUUCCUACUGUACAUUAUAAUAUGGGAGGUGUUCCAACUAAUUACAGAGGACAGGUCAUAACUUAUGACCAUGCUGGUGGUGAUAAACUUGUUCCUGGUCUUUAUGCUUGUGGUGAAGCUGCCUGUGCUUCAGUGCAUGGAGCAAACAGAUUGGGAGCAAACUCAUUAUUAGAUUUGGUUGUGUUUGGAAGAGCAUGUGCACAUACAAUUGCUGAAUUCGAUAAACCUGGAGACCCGGUUAUGGAGCUUAAACCUACUGAUGGUGAAGAAUCAGUAGCAAAUUUGGAUAAUAUGAGACAUGCAAAUGGAUCCACGUUGACUUCGCAGCUGAGGUUACAAAUGCAAAAGACAAUGCAAACUCAUGCUGCAGUCUUCAGGACAGGGGAAAGUUUAAAAGAAGGUGUUAAAUUGAUUGCUGAUUGUUUUGAAGGACAAGACGAUCUCAAGGUUUGUGAUAGAGGAAUGAUCUGGAAUUCUGAUCUUGUUGAAACUUUGGAAUUACAGAACCUUAUGCUUAAUGCUGUACAAACAAUGGUUGCAGCUGAAGCUAGGAAAGAAAGCCGAGGAGCUCAUGCCCGUGAAGAUUUCAAAGAUCGGGUAGAUGAAUAUGAUUAUUCCAAACCUCUGGAAGGUCAGAAGAAGAAACCAAUCGAUGAACACUGGAGGAAGCACACAUUAUCAUGGAUUGAUAACAAAGGAAAGGUUACGCUUGAAUACAGACCGGUGAUCGAUGAGACAUUAGAUGUAAAAGAGUGCAAGCAAGUUCCACCAGCUAUCCGUUCUUAUUAGUGAGAAGAAGAGCAUGAAAACUAGAUAGAACUCUAGACUAAUGCUUCACAACUAGUGUCGCACAUUCGUAUUAUUGUUUUGAUCUGAAAAACUUUGUAAAUUAUUAUUUUCCCGGUAUUUUAAUAUUUUCACUGGCUGAAUGUGUUCAUUGGCAAUGAAUGUAUGGGUGAAAGGAAGAAUAAAUUAGUUUCAAUUAAA
This is a messenger RNA of Argiope bruennichi, 2313 nucleotides long. It is a transcript of the gene SdhA, whose product is annotated as succinate dehydrogenase [ubiquinone] flavoprotein subunit, mitochondrial-like. Lineage: Eukaryota; Metazoa; Arthropoda; Arachnida; Araneae; Araneidae. The coding region runs from base 142 to 2115 and encodes 657 amino acids. Gene Ontology annotation, biological process: mitochondrial electron transport, succinate to ubiquinone; tricarboxylic acid cycle. The transcript has 16 exons. The record is from RefSeq and is a predicted model, not a curated record. Gene Ontology annotation, molecular function: electron transfer activity; succinate dehydrogenase (quinone) activity; flavin adenine dinucleotide binding.